AUGCACAUUUUCACUUUUCUUGUAUUCUCACUCACUUUAGCCACCACCACCGCCACCACUAACCACCGCCGUACACUCCACCAACCGUUCUUCCCAGACGACAACCCAACCCCACCGCCGGUGUCACAACCACCGGUAGCACAACCUCCGGCCACUAUUCUCCCACCAUCUUCACCACCAUCUAUAAACAACGACAUCCCAUUCAUUUCCACAUCUCCACCAAAUGACAACAACCAACCAUUUUUCCCAUCAGUCCCUCCACCACCACCAUCUCCACCGCCGCCGGCAACCACCUCUACCGCCUCUUUUCCGGCCAACAUCUCCGCUCUUAACCUCCCUACUUCCCCAAAACCAAAACACACUUCUUCAAAACUCAUCCCCAUUGCCAUCACUCUUGCCAUUUUAGCUCUUAUUGUACUUUUCAUUAUAUCAUUUUUGAAAAUUAAAAAAUAUAAAAAUCUUAAUAAGGAUUUUCUUAAUGAAAAACCACAACAGCCCAACACAACUAAUAAUAUUAUUAAUAAUAAUAACUAUAAUAAAAUACCGAAGCUCACUCGGCCUUCACAAACUAGUUCCGAGUUUUUAUAUCUCGGAACUCUUGUGAAUUCACAUAGUGGUGUUGAUACCAACACUACUAUGAAAAGUGGAAAUGAAAUCAGUUCAACUAUAACUAAAGUGGGUUCGCCGGAGCUCCGGCCACUGCCGCCGUUGACCGGUCAAAAGGGUCAAACUUUACUUCACCAUGACGGGUUUGAAAAUUCUGAGUGUGAAGGGUUUUACUCUCCGGGAGGUUCCGGCGGCGGCGCUACGGCGGCGACAGCGGAUGUUGGGCGGAGGAGUGUUGGGUCCGGUUCCAGGACUUCGUUUACUUCGUCAAGUUCUGGGUCUCCAGCGAGGUCUAUUUCUUUGAGUAUUUCGCCGCCGGUGAGCUUGAGUCCAAGACAUACUACAAUGAUGAAAUCGCCGGAGAUGUUUUCUGUCCAAACUGUUCCGCCGCCGUCUCGGCCCGCGCCGCCACCACCACCGCCGUUUCCGGAUGUGGGGUUGAGUAAAGAUAGUUUAGAGUCAUCACCCAGGUUGUCAAACUCUUCAAAUGACCAAAAAUAUUCUCCGGUGAGGAUUCCGCCGCCGCCCAUACCGCCAUUAACACUGCCGGAAAUCAACCCUCCGGUGCCGGUAAACAGGUUAAACCCACCUGUGUUGGUAAAACCCACAAGGAGUGUACUUGUAAGUAGUACUAAUACUAAUAAGCCAAUGGUUUCGAGUGUCGAAAUGUUGCCGGAAAAACAAGAAAAUAUCGAGGAAAACCGAAAACCGAAACUGAAAGCGUUUCAUUGGGAUAAAAUGAGAGCAAGUUCUGAUCAUGAAAUGGUGUGGGAUCAUCUCAAAUCCAACUCCUUUAAAUUAAAUGAAGAGAUGAUCGAGACAUUAUUCAUUGUAAAACAGCCAAGUGCAAAUAAUUCAAAUGAAAAAUCAGCUCCUGGAGAUCCGAUUCUUCCCUCUGCAAUAAGUAAUGAAAGCCAAGUACUUGAUCCAAAGAAGUCUCAAAACAUUGCCAUUGCAUUGCGGGCAUCUAGUGUGACAACUGAGGAAGUCUGUGAUGCACUUUUAGAAGGUAAUUUAGGUGCACUUGGUACUGAGGUUCUUGAAAGUUUACUGAAAAUGGCCCCUACAAAAGAGGAAGAACGUAAACUGAAAGAAUAUCGAGUUGAUUCACCUUCCAAGCUUGGUCCUGCUGAAAAGUUUCUCAAGGCUGUUCUUGAUGUACCUUUUGCGUUUAAAAGAGUUUGUGCGAUGCUUUAUGUUUCCAAUUUUGGUUCCGAGGUUGAAUACCUCAAGCGCUCGUUUCAAACUCUUGAGGCAGCUUGUGAAGAACUUAGAAACAACAGAAUGUUUCUAAAACUGUUGGAAGCUGUUCUCAAGACCGGAAAUCGUAUGAACAUUGGCACAAACCGUGGCGACGCCCAAGCUUUCAAACUCGACACGCUCCUCAAACUCAUUGAUAUCAAGGGUGCAGAUGUCAAAACAACUCUCUUGCAUUUUGUGGUCCAAGAAAUAAUACGACUAGAAGGUGCCCGUCUCUCCAGCCCAACUACAAACCAAACUACCAAACCCGCCGCUGGGCUUCAAAUUGUUUCUAGUCUCAGUUCCGACCUUUUAAAUGUCAAGAAAGCUUCAGCCAUGGAUUCAGAAGUGCUUAAUGGGGACGUGACUAGACUUUCGAACGGGAUUGCUAAUAUUAUCAACAUUGUCAAAUUAAUGGAAGGCACAAAGUUUUCUGAUUCAAUGAACAAGUUCUUGAGUAUUGCACAACAAGAGGUCAUCAAGAUUCAAGUCCAAGAAAGGGAAACAGUUUCUUUAGUUAAAGAAGUCACUGAAUAUUUCCAUGGAAACUCGGCUAAAGAAGAAGCUCAUCCGUUACGAAUAUUUGUGAUUGUGAAGGAUUUCUUGACGGUUCUUGACAGGGUGUGCAAAGAAGUUGGGACAUUAAAUGAUCGAAUUAACCAUGAUUCGGUUCAUAAAGUUCCAGUAAUCUCGACUCCAGUCUAUGAUGGUUUUCAUAAAAGGCAACAGUAUAGUUCUUCAGAUGACGACAGUAGCUCUUCUUCUCUGUAGGUAGUUAUUUAUAAAGAUAGAUAUGUUAGAUCAUUUUGGCCUUUUAGGUAGAUUAUGAAGGUGGGAGGAACAAUUUGGUAAUGACAUCAGUGUAAAAAAGGUUUGGAUCUAAUCAAUUUUCAGAAAUCAAUAGAUUAGUUGUUGGUUGAAGAUCA
Erigeron canadensis is the source of this 2771-nucleotide messenger RNA. RefSeq names its product formin-like protein 1. The record is from RefSeq and is a predicted model, not a curated record. Bases 1 to 2616 code for a protein of 871 amino acids. NCBI's taxonomy places the organism in Eukaryota, Viridiplantae, Streptophyta, Magnoliopsida, Asterales, Asteraceae. Gene Ontology annotation, biological process: actin cytoskeleton organization; actin nucleation. The transcript has 4 exons. Gene Ontology annotation, molecular function: actin filament binding.